This is a messenger RNA of Spodoptera littoralis (African cotton leafworm), 642 nucleotides long. The record is from the annotation of a GenBank genome assembly. NCBI's taxonomy places the organism in Eukaryota, Metazoa, Arthropoda, Insecta, Lepidoptera, Noctuidae.
AUGGGCACAAGAGAGGACGAAUACGAUUAUUUGUUUAAAGUUGUCCUAAUAGGUGAUUCUGGAGUCGGUAAAAGCAGUCUCCUAUCACGUUUCACUAGAAAUGAAUUUAACUUAGAGUCUAAAUCCACAAUUGGUGUGGAAUUUGCAACAAGAAGUAUAGAGGUGGACGGUAAAACCAUAAAAGCCCAGAUAUGGGAUACGGCCGGACAGGAGCGAUACCGCGCGAUCACGUCGGCGUACUACCGCGGUGCGGUAGGUGCGCUGCUGGUCUACGACAUAGCCAAGCAUCUGUCCUAUGAGAACGUCGAGCGAUGGUUGCGUGAACUCCGCGAUCACGCUGAUCAGAAUAUAUUGAUCAUGCUUGUCGGUAACAAGAGCGAUCUUAGGCACCUCAGAUCCAUCCCAACAGAAGAAGCGAAGGCAUUUGCAGAAAGGAACGGUCUUAGUUUUAUUGAAACAUCCGCUCUCGACUCAACCAACGUCGAGCCUGCAUUCCAGAACAUUCUAACUGAAAUCUACAGGAUCGUAUCUCAGAAGCAGAUGCGCGACCCGCCGGAGGGCGACGUGAUCCGGCCGGACGCCGAGCCCACGGACGUGCGGCCCUCGCACACCGACAACGUGCGCAAGCAGUGCUGCCAGUAG